GCUGCGCGCGCAUUUAAAAUAUUUACGACGGAAGUGCAACGGCUGAAACCCGGAGAAGAGCGACAACGGGAGUGAAAACGAAGCGGAAUUAGUCAAUGAGAGGGAGGAGAGAGAAAGCGAGAAGGAGUAUGUGUGUGUGUGUGUGUGCGUGUGUGUGCGACAGGGAGCUGGACGUGGCGGGUCCGACAGGGGUUUGAAGUGGGUUCCGCGUACGGCGCGUUGACGGGCUAUAGAAAAAAAAGCAAUGAACCGGGGAGACGUCAGGAGCCAGGGGAAUCAUUGUUGUUCCUAACCCAGGCCAGAGGUUGCUGCGCCAUCAGUGACGCACCCCCGCUUAGGAACCCAUCAUUUGUCUUGUAAAAGUAACACAUAUUACUCAUAACGGAAGCUUUGGUCAGUUGGUGGACUAGUUUCCACCAGGAUGGCAGAGUUGGAGACAGAAAGCAUCACUUUAGGACUAAAUAAUUUAGUGUCCGAAUGCAGCACUCCACCACUUGACCCCUUGCAGCCGGAGUGCACCACGCCAACCCUGACCAUGCUCUCAUCAGAAUGUAGCACACCCACACUCAGCUCGCUCGCUUCUGAGAUCGUAGAGCCCAUGGCUAUGUUGCCAUGCAUAAAGAGUGAGCCCGACCUCGACCCCAUCUGCACGGUGGACCUGUCCAUAAUCCAGCCCCUGAGCACGGCAGAGCUUGGCUCCGAACAAAUCAAGAUGGAAAUCAGCGGCCUUGACUAUAUCAAGUCUGAGCACCAUAACGACCUACAUUCCUUUCAUUGCACGGAGCUGGACUCCUACAAGUCGCACUAUGAACCCAGCCUGGUGUUUGACUACAUCACCCACGUCUCAGAUAGCCUCGAGUAUAUCAAAUCAGAGCAACAUUCUGACCUGCAGAGUUACUACACCACAGAGCUUAGUGCAAUCAAGACCGAGUAUGAACCUAACCUCAUGUCCAGCCACCUCAAAACCGAGAUGAAUGGGUUGGAGUCGAUUCACAUGGCAGAGCUGCGCUCGGAGCUCAACAAACUCCGACCUGAUGCCAUCAUUGAUGGUAUGGGGAAAAUGGACUCUGAUUUCCCCUCGGGAAAUCUUUACGAGUUGAUGUCUGUCCAGGUGAGUAAAGCGCCUGUCGCACACAACCAAACCAGCACAAAAAGCCACGGCCCACGCAAACCUCGCAACCUCACAGGUGAGAAACCGUUCUCUUGCACUCAGUGCGGAAAGAACUUCAGUACCUUGGGUAACCUGAAGACUCACCAACGAAUCCACACCGGUGAAAGGCCUUACACCUGCUCCCAGUGUGGCAAGAGCUUUGGACAGGCUGGUAACUUGAAAAGGCACCAGCUGAUCCACACGGGGCAAAAACCAUACAUCUGCGCACACUGCCCGAAAGGUUUCACCAAAGCGGAUGAUCUCCGCUCGCACCAGCGGCUGCACACAGGUGAGAAGCCUUUCAGUUGCGCGGAGUGUGGCAAAAGCUUCAGUCAAACAAAGGAACUCAAAGCUCACCAGUUGAGCCACACUGGUGAAAGGCCUUUCUGUUGUUCGCUCUGCGGCAAGAGCUUCACUAAAGAGACAAGUUACCACAAUCACCAGCAAAUUCACACAGGUGAAAAACCAUACAGCUGCUCCCAGUGUGGGAAAACUUUCAGCAAUUCAGGGGUCCUCAGAACUCACGAGAAGAUUCAUUCUGGCGAAAGACCGUUUGGCUGCACCCAGUGCGGCAAAAGUUUUGGUCGCUUGGGACAUCUAAAAGCACAUCAGCAAAUUCACACAGGGGAACGACCGUAUAUAUGUCAGCAGUGCGGGAAGAAUUUCAGCCAGUCGGGUCACCUCAAAGCACACGAGCAAAUUCACAAAAGAGAAAAACCAGAUCUUAGCAGUGGCAGCAGUCUCAGUAACGAUAGUACCUAAACACCUCAUUAUGUCUCAAAGUAUUACACUUUUUUUCAUUCUUUUUCUUUGUUUUAUAAAAGCUACAAUAUAUAUAUGUAUAUGUAUAUAUAUAUAUAUAUAUAUAUAUAUAUAUAUAUAUAUAUAUAUAUAUAUAUAUAUAUAUAUUUAUAUAAAUAUAUUAUGAAAUAUAUGUUUCAUUAUGUUUUCAUAUCUUUACAGCUCUUUUCUUCAUUUUUUUGUUUGUUUGUUUUUUUUGGUACAGUUGUGACUGAUUUUCUCUUAUGAAAGUGUCUAUGUUUGGGAUCAGUGAGGUUACAGAAAUAUUUGUAUCUUGUCUGAUCUGUGUUGUAGUGAGUGCCAUUCUAGUUUCUUUCCUCCAGUAAAAUACUGUGUACACAUUUUCUUGAUCAUAUGUAAUUCUUUAACCAUGUACUGGAAUUAAUUAUUAAAGAAACUAA
Myxocyprinus asiaticus (Chinese sucker) is the source of this 2352-nucleotide messenger RNA. RefSeq lists its product as uncharacterized. The record is from RefSeq and is a predicted model, not a curated record. The coding region runs from base 422 to 1912 and encodes 496 amino acids. Lineage: Eukaryota; Metazoa; Chordata; Actinopteri; Cypriniformes; Catostomidae. The transcript has 2 exons. Gene Ontology annotation, cellular component: nucleus.